Messenger RNA from Monosiga brevicollis MX1, 2081 nucleotides. RefSeq lists its product as uncharacterized. The coding region runs from base 168 to 2039 and encodes 623 amino acids. Gene Ontology annotation, molecular function: protein binding; guanyl-nucleotide exchange factor activity. The record is from RefSeq and is a predicted model, not a curated record. Gene Ontology annotation, cellular component: cytosol. Lineage: Eukaryota; Choanoflagellata; Craspedida; Salpingoecidae. The transcript has a single exon. Gene Ontology annotation, biological process: positive regulation of GTPase activity.
GGCGGAAACGACGCCGGCGACGCUGUUGGUUGUCUCUGCGCAAGCGAGGAGGGCAACGGAGAUUGAAUUGCGGCUGCUAUCUUCGUCUUGUUUUUUUUCCUUUUUUCCUUCAUCAAGUCGGUUCUGACGGACCAGAUCUGACUUAAACGAUCCGAGGCGCCUGUGACAUGGGCGAGGACACAGGAGCACUGGCUGCUGAGGCAGUCGCGACAUAUCUGCAGCAGGGCGCUACGGCAUGGGAUUCCGUGGUUGACGAACAGCUGGACGCCGAUGCAGCUCUGCUGUUGCGCAGCAGUCUGGCACCCAUUACCGAGGCACUUCUAGGAGAGCCCCGUGCCAUCGAGGCCGCCGGUCGUCUUUGUGCGCGAAUCUUUGCGGAUGAGGCGGCCCGCGAUGUCGUGACCACGGCCACCAGCCUGUUGGAGGCCAUGCUGCGCGCUCUCAACUACAGCGUGACACAGGAGGACACGGCGGCCCGCGUGCAAGUCCUGCGUGCGGUGGGGAACAUGUGCUUUGACCAUAGUGCGAAUCGGGAGGCUCUGCGCCAGGCACAUGGCGUGGAUGCGCUGGCCUCGGCCAUGGCUGCAUUGACUGCGAGCAACCCCGAUGAGCCUGAUUCCAACAAUAGCCGUGCCAUCAGCGCCGGCGUUCUCCUCAACACAGUAGCGGAUGAAACAGACUUGCGCAAGGACAUGGUGGCCCAUGGGGUGAUGGACUCGCUUGCCUGGCUGCUUACUGCCGCCCGCACCGAACAGGAGCAGCAGCUGGCUGUCCGAGCCCUGGCUCAGUUCACGGAUCUGGAAGAGGCCAUGGAAAAGGCACUGCGACCCGCUGUGGCCCUGCGCCUGGUGGAACAGUUGCUCGCCUUGCCGGAGCUACCGCCCUUGGACCCUGCAGCCGUCAACCAAGGAGAGGAGGCAGAGACUGACCCCGAUGAGGAGUAUUUUCAGUGCUUGGGUCAAAUCUUUCGCACCACCUGCAAAUCAGACCGUGCUGUCAAGGCUUUUGCUGAUGCUACCGUGCUAAACCAGCUCUUGGUGGCCGCUAGCCGAACUGACCGAGCUGGGGAGGUGGCUGCCCUCUGCCUCUCUGUCGUCCUGGGCGAUGAUGACUGCCUGGCUCUCUUGUGGACGGAAGACUCACGAGAUGCUCUUCUCACGCAGUUUGUGCGCUGGAUGCGUCAUGACAACGAUGAGCUCAAGGUCGCCGGUGCCAUUGCCGUCGGCAAUGUAUGCCGCAGCGAUGUCAACGCCGCCCUCUUGGGCGCUCAGCCCGGGCUGAUAACCCAGCUGGCCCAACUGGCCACCUCGCACCUCAGCUUUGUGCAACACGCUGGCCUGAGCUCGCUGAAGAACCUGCUCAAGCUUCCUGCCAACCGCGCACAGCUGCAGGAUGCGACGGGCUAUGCUGCCGUGUACAAGUGUAUCGAUGACCCGCAGGCCCCGCUUCAAUACCUCGGAUGCAGCGUGCUGCGCUUCCUCGUUCAAAGCGCUGAUGGUAACCGCCUCGAACACCUGGUCCACUCGGAGAUCCCAGCUCUACCGAGUCGCUUGGUUCACCUCUCCAAGAGCGAAACGCUGGCCGUACGUGCCGAGGCCACGCGCCUCUUGGCCGCCCUCAUCAAGGCAGCCGGCUCGUCACAGGUGACCGAGCCUCUCGGAGCUGCCGGUGCUUUCGAUGCACUGCUGCGUAUGCUCGAAGAGGAACACCCCUUGCUGCAACAAGAAUCGGUAGUGGGCCUGGCACUGGCCACGGCCGGUAGCGCGGCCUGUCUGCAACAGCUCAUGGAAGAUAACGUCGUGCCUCGCAUAGCAGCCUUCCUCAAGCGCGCCACUAUGCCCAACCUGCUCUGCAAUGGCUUGGCUGUAAUUAGUCAACUAGCCUCCCAUGCCGACUCGGCCCUGACAGCAGAUGCCGUAGCCACGCUGCGGGCCGCAGUUACUUCCCACCAGGACCAUGAGCACGAGGUGGUACGCCAACAGACGCAAGUUGCCUUGGCUGCCCUCGAGGCGGCCAGUCCCGCCCUGGUUGGCAAGUGAAUAAAACCGCCCUCGCCUGAUUGUAAUCGAAUUUAAAUCUCG